This is a messenger RNA of Helianthus annuus (common sunflower), 1078 nucleotides long. Its product is annotated as protein FAR1-RELATED SEQUENCE 5-like. Lineage: Eukaryota; Viridiplantae; Streptophyta; Magnoliopsida; Asterales; Asteraceae. Bases 1 to 969 code for a protein of 322 amino acids. The transcript is spliced from 3 exons. The record is from RefSeq and is a predicted model, not a curated record. Gene Ontology annotation, biological process: regulation of DNA-templated transcription.
AUGCAUGGUGUUUUUAUGUAUGUUAUCGAAGUUGAAGCUGGAUUUCAAACAUAUCAGCCGGUUGGGAAACUACAUCUGUCACCAAACUCCGGUAAGAAGACUUAUUUACCGGAGGUAGAUGAAUCGAUUAAGCCGAGGGAUAAGAUGACCUUUGACACAGUGAACAACGCAUUCCUCUUUUAUCAGAAGUAUGCAAUGGCUUCAGGCUUCACUGCCAGGAAGUCUACUCAAUACACACAUAAUGGUGUUAUAAAAUCUAAAUGGUUUGUUUGCUCAAAGGAGGGGACUAAACCUUUUAAUGCGAUCGAUACAUCUAAAAAGAUUGACACCUCAAAUAAUGGGUCAAAGAGGAAAUAUGUUCGACGUGUUCCUUCUAUAAGGACUGGGUGCAAAGCACGUAUGUGUAUAAAGUUAAUGCCUUCGAAUCUAUACGAGGUAUCUUCUUUCAUUGAGGCACAUAAUCAUUUUUUUGUUGCUGAGGAAGAUAGGCAUCUACUCCCCUCUAACCGAGGUAUGAACUAUAUGCAAGAGCAAGCCGUUAACGCGUUGAGUGCCUUGAACAUUGGCCCUGUGAAAGCAUUUAAUAUCAUGAGGACAUUGUAUGGUGGGUUUGACAAGGUUGGGGCAACCAAAAACGAUUAUAAAAAUUUCAAGCGAGACCUGAACAGUUAUAUAUCGAAGUUUGAUGCUGAUAUGAUGAUUAAACGGCUUUUGAGGAAGAAAGAGUACAUGCCUAACUUUUCAAUGGAGUAUAUAACAGACGAGAAUGGAGUUUUAAGGGGUUUGUUUUGGGCAGAUGAAGAUGCCAAAAGGAAUUUUUCUGUGUUUGGUGAUGUUGUUUCAUUUGAUGCCACAUAUCGUCGUAACAAGUACAACAUGAUGUUUGUUCCAUUUACCGGCAUCGACAAUCACAAUCGCAAUGUUACUCUUGGUGCCGCUAUAAUAGGAAAUGAAACUGCUGAAACUUAGAGUUGGUUGCUAAAUGUGUUUCGUCAAGCAUUUGGCCGUGCCCCUCCGGUGAUUGUCACCGACCAAGACCCAGCCAUGAAGAAGGCUAUCGAAGAUACAUGGCCCGAGA